AUGUCCUCCGAGUCUGACACCUCCAAGGGUGGGAGAUAUGACUUCGAGGUCGCGACUCUCAGAGCUACGGCCUGGCAACUGAUGCCUCCUACAGACUUCAUCUUGGACCCGGCCAUUCCCAGAAUUCAGAGGAAUGCCUCUUUUCACCAUCCUGGCUGCCUGUUCCAAUGUGUGCACAUGUUCGACAAGGUCCGUGAGUGCUUCGCUUUGGUCAAGAAGUUCGAGGAAGACACCGGUCAUGCAUUCUCUUGGAUUGUGCGGAGUCGACCGGAUCUGAAGUGGCACGCCGACAAAACGGAGCUGCCUGCCUUGCACCAGCUUCCCCUUUCGGCCGUGUAUUUUGCUGAGCUUGUGAAGGCACCAGGAGGCAUUUUCCGAGACCCGGUGCAAAUCGUGCCUCGGAGGUUUGCUGAGGAUAUCUUUGACCGAAUCCUGGACCGAUGUCUCUUGAGGCAGAACUUGCGCGAUGAUGACGUUUGGAAUUGUGACACCUGGAUGGUCCAGCUCUGUGAGGAAAGGAAUAUUGCCAUCCGAUAUCUGCGACUCUACGCAGUGAUCGAAAGAUUGCCAAGUAUCGAGGAUAGCUUUCAUACCUAUCACGACCAAUGGAGCCAGCAUGUGAAGAAUGCAGAGCUCCUGUUUCCCAACUCUACAUUUGUCAUAGGAAACGAAGAUCAGAAGCAUGCCUCUCAGUGGUCGAACAUCACCGCAGGUCUUCCUGGAAGAGCAUUCGCAGAUGUGGGUUGCAACCUGGUGGCUGACUCUCAGUACUGUACGCCUACGAAUGCAUACCUCAUCCACUUGCGCUUGGCUCUUUACGUCCCGGCCGCCAAUAGGCAGCAGCAGAUCAAGUUUGUGCUCUUCCGAACAUAUGGCCGCGAUAUUCGGUUUCAAGGGCGGCAUUCAAGGUUUAACGCAAACGCGACCGCGUUUUGGCCGCUGUUUACGCUGCCCUACAAUCUGAUCGAGCUAGCAAAGGGGGUUCCGUCAGAGAAUGCCGGAAUUUCUUACAACCUCUUUCGCCCGGUCUUGAUGCGAAGAGGCGACUGCAUCUUUUGGACAGCCUGCGGUGAAGAUGAGACUGAGGCCUUGCCGUCCGAACCCUUGGACUACCCACAGCGGCGUGUAGCUUCACGCUGCUUGAUGCGUCGAAGAGUGGAACGGAUAUAUACUCGUAGUAGCGAGCCCAUGGGCUCCUUCCAGCCGAUCAUUUCCAGGUAUCACAGCGCAGCUUUUACGCUCUUCAAGCAAGUGCCGCCUUUGUGA
Messenger RNA from Symbiodinium sp. CCMP2456, 1266 nucleotides. The record is from the annotation of a GenBank genome assembly. NCBI's taxonomy places the organism in Eukaryota, Dinophyceae, Suessiales, Symbiodiniaceae.